AUGUUCCAUAAUUUUCAAAGAAUAGUUUUGAUAUCUCCAAUUGUGAUGGUACUUUUCAUUGUGAUUUGGCAUCGGUGAGUGUAAAUGGAAUAUUUUGGAAACCUGUUUGUAUCUUUUUGUGUAGAUAUCAAGCUGGGCUCAACUUCAAGUUUGACAAAACUGGCUUCUUCACGUGUAACUGGACCACAAACACAACUGUUACUAUUAAUCGUUCAUUUUUAUGCACCGAUUACGCGUUCUGGUAUCAAAAUCUUCCCGAAGAACACAGGUGUGUUGUUUAGGCUUGGCUGUGUCCCCAGAAACCAUUUUUUUCAGACCACCUCUUGGAGAAAAUGACAUUAUUGUUAACUCCACACAAGUUGCAUGCCCAUUGAGAAUCCAAUUGAUAUAUCGUGCAUUGGAAUCGAUUCGUGACUACAAUCCAGCGUAUUAUGUGAAAUAUUUGAAAUAUUUCAUGAAGAAACCAAAUGUUCACGCGCAUUACAAAGAAUGUCAAAGAAACUUGACAAAAUCUGGAUGA
Messenger RNA from Caenorhabditis angaria, 520 nucleotides. The record is from the annotation of a GenBank genome assembly. NCBI's taxonomy places the organism in Eukaryota, Metazoa, Nematoda, Chromadorea, Rhabditida, Rhabditidae.